AUGCAAAUGUCUAUUGCUACCUCUUCCUUUCUUGGCUUCUUGGGCUCCUCAACCUUUGCUACACCAUUCAACGAUCUUGUAGAGGCCAGGAGCACCGACAUCGAGGCUAGGCAGAGCUGUCAAGUUUACAUCUGCGAAGUUGGUGCUUGUUUGAGUAGUUGCAAUGCAGAGGCACCACCGCUUUCCCCUUUCCCCUAUACUAUCGUAGCGAAUGUCAAUUGCUGGGAAUCUGCAAAGGACGAGACAGUUUUGUUGGGGAAUCGCUUAGGAUCCAACGUCCAGGCCGAGGAGAAGAAGUGGGAUCAAUCAUGUUUGGGUUUCUUUUGA
Mollisia scopiformis is the source of this 327-nucleotide messenger RNA. RefSeq lists its product as uncharacterized. The transcript has 4 exons. Lineage: Eukaryota; Fungi; Ascomycota; Leotiomycetes; Helotiales; Mollisiaceae. Bases 1 to 327 code for a protein of 108 amino acids. The record is from RefSeq and is a predicted model, not a curated record.